This is a messenger RNA of Peronospora matthiolae, 198 nucleotides long. NCBI's taxonomy places the organism in Eukaryota, Oomycota, Peronosporomycetes, Peronosporales, Peronosporaceae. The record is from the annotation of a GenBank genome assembly.
AUGCGAACGCAUCCCACGUUUUACGUUGGUCGGCUUAAGCCGUACCAUCAGUAUCAUCUUCAUCUUCCUAUGAAGAACGCCCUUGCGCUCAAGCAUCUCGCAGAGAGCCUUGUGCUCCCGAUGGUGGGCAUCGACAAGGGUCUGAAGAGCAGUUACAUCAGCCCGAGACCGAUCAACAAUCCCACGAGCUACCCUUAG